This is a messenger RNA of Megalobrama amblycephala (Wuchang bream), 686 nucleotides long. RefSeq names its product GTPase IMAP family member 9-like. Gene Ontology annotation, molecular function: GTP binding. The transcript has a single exon. The record is from RefSeq and is a predicted model, not a curated record. The annotation marks the transcript as partial. Lineage: Eukaryota; Metazoa; Chordata; Actinopteri; Cypriniformes; Xenocyprididae.
UGGGCAGGAAGAUUCUGGAAAAGCUCAUCUAGGAAACAUGAUUGUCCAGAACAACUGGAUCCAGAUCUGAAUAAAGAGAAGCUGAAGAUGAUGAAAGAGCAGCUGGUCUCUGGAUGUUCAGCAGGUCUCAGUUCAGUUCUGCUCACCGUUCCUCUAGAGGAACCUGUGGGAAAUGAGGAAGAUAUCUUAUAUUAUAUUAAGUCUUUAUUAGGUCCUGAAGUUCAGAAGUACAUCAUGAUUCUGUUCACACAUGGAGAUGAACUGAAAUAUCUGGAUGACAACAUUGAUGAACAUCUAAAAGAUAAUGGAGAUCUCCAGCGAUCGGUGACAGAAUGUGGAGGAAAGUUUCACUGUUUCAAUAACAAGAUUAAAUCAGACAGUCAAGUACAAGAACUACUGCAGAAGAUUGAAGGAAUGAUGAUGGAGAACGGAGGGAAAUAUAUCAUGGAGCAGAUGAAGAGGAGCAACAGCAGAGAUGCUGACAUCAAUUGUAAGUUCUGUUGGUGUGAAUGAUCUCAAUAACACAUGAUGAGGCGGGUCACACAGGGCUGUACGUGAACUGUUUUUGCACAUAUCAUGGUGCUACAGAGGAUGAAAGUUUUAGCACAGGCCACACAAUAUAAACCGUCUGUUACCAUCUCUGAAAACGACCACCAGUAGUGCUGUUCAUCACUUCAACAGGCGUG